AUGGAACGUAGUCAGUUACAAUUCCUUGAGCGCAAGCCAUCUCCUCAAGCUAGUUCUUCCGGUCAGGACCAACCAGGCAUUCGAGCUUGGGGAUAUAGACAAAGACAUCUCAUAAAUUACAUCGAAGUUACCAGUAUUCAUACAAUCAGUGUCUCUCCACGGUCCAGUGAUGACGGCGACGGCUCAUUCCAGGCCUCAAUUCAAGACGUCAGAAGGGUGGUAUUAGAACAGGAGGAGCUUGAACGUUUGAGCAGGGUAUCUACAUCUACAGCAUUCACUAGGGAGCUGACUUCGUCCAGCGAGGUGGAUGUCGAUUUGGAUUCGGACAGCUCUGGUAACGCACAGACCGCGCGCGCCAACUAUAACAACUCGAGCUCUUCAUCUGUGAAUUCCAACAGGAAUCCUCGAAACAGGGUCAAUUGGGCAGAAGACAUGAUGUCAGAUUACUCAGAUAGGGGCUCUUCAGACACGAGCUCAUCCACCAGCCGAUGA
Molecule: messenger RNA, 492 nt
Organism: Williopsis jadinii
Lineage: Eukaryota; Fungi; Ascomycota; Saccharomycetes; Phaffomycetales; Wickerhamomycetaceae
Exons: 3
Coding region: 1-492 (163 amino acids)
Source: RefSeq, a predicted model, not a curated record